Messenger RNA from Pseudo-nitzschia multistriata, 2767 nucleotides. Lineage: Eukaryota; Bacillariophyta; Bacillariophyceae; Bacillariales; Bacillariaceae. The record is from the annotation of a GenBank genome assembly.
CGUGUAAACUUGGGAAGACUCUGCUAUCGAGGAUUGAUAAGAGUGGACGAUAGAAAGUAUAAAUUAUGACGCACUCAAUAUACUUUGCCAGGGCCUUGCUUUUGGCGGCAUGCUUCAUACAAGAUGUGAGUUUGGGAAUGAYGGAACUUGUUUGGUAAUGGCUUCUCUGUUUCUGGUUUGGACAGAGCUGUGUCAUGCCUCAGUGACAGGCGGAGGAGGAGCCAACGAYACAAUCCUUUCUGGCCAUGAUGAGUGAAUGAAGGCGGUCGAAUGAAAUUUUUCUCACUUUUGUCUCUUCGUCGUGUGCUUCAGGCAUCCUCUUUUUCGCAAGUCUCGAGAGGCAGUAGCAAUGUGGUUCGAAGUAAACCAACAUUCAUGAGCGCAGUCGCUGACGAAAGCGGCACUUCAUCCGCAGAAGAAAGAAUGAAGGCGGCGAUGGCGGCCGAAGAAGAAAUGAACAGCCCAAAAUCUGCGGCAGACACCAGCAAUUUCGAAGGCUUCGACCUCGGAGGACGUCCAUUUCCCCUUUCCAUGAUUGUUGGCCAAGACAACAUCAAACAAUCACUCCUUCUCGCUUCUAUCAACAACCGAAUGGGAGGUGUUGUGAUUUCUGGAGGAAAAGGAACUGCUAAAUCCGUCAUGGCACGUGCGCUUCACCAACUUCUUCCCCCGAUUGAAGUCAUCAAGGGCUCACAAUUCAAUGUUGACCCUGAAGGAGAAUUCGGUAUGGACGAUUACCUCAAGUUGGAUAUCGCCAAUGGYGGUGUUCCCCUUGCCGAACGGGAAACCGAAGUCAUUCCCUGCCCAUUCGUUCAAGUACCUCUGAACGUAAUGGAAGAUCGUUUGCUCGGAAGUGCCGAUUUGGAAGAAAGUGUGAAGACAGGAAAGACAGUCUUCUCUCCUGGUCUUUUGGCCAAGGCUCAUCGUGGUGUUUUGUACGUUGAUGAUAUUAACCUUUUGGAUGAAGAAACCGCCAACAUUUUGUUGAACAUUGUUACCGACGGAUAUGUUUUGAUCGAACGUGAGGGUUUGUCUCUCCGAUACCCUUGCAGACCCCUUCUGAUUGCAACCUUCAACCCCGAAGAAGGUGAACUCCGCGACCAUUUGUUGGACCGAAUUGCCGUUUCUCUUUCCGCCGAUGCCCAGCCACUCGAUAACGAAGAACGUGUUGCUGCUGUCAAGAGUGUUUUGGAAUUUUCUGGAUCCGGUGCCCAAGGAUCAAKCGAAGCCGAAUCUGCUCUUGCCGAAGCCAUCGAAAACGAAGACGAUCUCAAAACUGCUAUCGUAUUUGCCAGAGAGUACAUCAAGGACUUGAAAGUCGCCCCAUCCCAAAUCCAAUACCUCUGUGAAGAAGCCAUCCGCGCCGGAUGCCAGGGACACCGUGCCGAGAUUUUCGCCUGCGAAGUCGCCCGUGCAGCUGCUGCCCUCGAAGGACGUCAAGUCAACAGUGAUGAUUUGCGACUUGCUGUCAAGCUGGCGAUCGCUCCUCGUGGAACAUUCGUCAACACUCCAAUGGACGAGGACGAGAUGAUGGCUCCUCCWCCACCUCCACCACCACCUCCUCAGAUGGACGACCAACAAAACGAAGACCGCGACGAGGACGAGGAAGACGAAGAAGAGGAACAACAGGAUCCCGAAGAUGAGGAAGACCAGGAGCAAGAAGCCCCAGAUGUYCCCGAGGUUCCACAAGAAUUCAUGUUCGAUGCCGAUGCCACACCAAUUGACCCUGAUCUUAUUGCUUUCACGAGUCGGGAACGAAACGGAAAGGGCGGAGGUCGCGGUAUGAUCUUCUCUCAAGAUCGUGGUCGAUACAUCAAGCCUAUGCUUCCUAAAGGAAAGGUCAUCCGACUUGCAGGUAGGUGUUCCACGGAUYAGGCCCACCGUGUCGAGUGCCACGAGUAUUUUUCAGCCUAACAACUUUCUCUAUACUGUUUGUUUUUGUGWUUUUGUAUUUGUAGUCGAUGCCACCCUCCGUGCUUCCGCUCCUUACCAAAAGGCCAGACGCGAACGUGCCGUCGGAACCAAAUACGAGAGCCGAGGAGUUCACAUCGAAUCCGGUGAUGUCCGAAUCAAGAAGAUGGCCCGAAAGGCCGGUUCCUUGAUUAUUUUCAUUGUCGACGCGUCGGGAUCGAUGGCCCUGAACCGAAUGAAUGCAGCAAAGGGUGCUGCUAUCAGUCUCUUGAUGGAAGCCUACCAAAGUCGUGACCAGAUUUGUUUGAUYCCCUUCCAGGGAGAAUGCGCCGAUGUUCUGUUGCCUCCAACGAAGUCGAUCUCCAUGGCUAGAAACCGACUGGAACAAAUGCCGUGCGGAGGUGGAUCUCCCCUGGCCGAUGCGCUCCAAAUGGCCGUUCUGACAGGAUUGAACGCCCAGAGCUCCGGCGAUGUCGGAAAGGUCGUUUGCGUGAUGCUUUCGGACGGACGUGCCAAUGUUCCCCUCUGUGUGUCCAAGGGGGAGGAAUUCGACCCCGAGGCCGACGAGGACUCGAAGGACGGAAAGCCGAGCCGCAAGUAUCUCAAGGACGAGGUCUUGGCCUGUGCCAAGCAACUCGGAGCCACACCCGGCUUCAACCUCUUGUGCAUCGAYACGGAGAACAAAUUYAUCUCCACGGGUCUUGCCAAGGAGAUUGCCAACGCUGCCGGCGGUAAAUACCACCAGAUCUCCAAGGCCGACGGCAACGCUAUUGCCAGUGUCACGAACGCGGCUCUCAACGAACUCAAGCAAUAGAUGCAACAGCAGCAUAAAGAAUACUAAAAAAAGUCUAUUUUU